Molecule: messenger RNA, 4842 nt
Organism: Acanthaster planci (crown-of-thorns starfish)
Lineage: Eukaryota; Metazoa; Echinodermata; Asteroidea; Valvatida; Acanthasteridae
Product: TNF receptor-associated factor 4-like
Biological process (GO): regulation of apoptotic process; regulation of canonical NF-kappaB signal transduction; signal transduction
Cellular component (GO): plasma membrane signaling receptor complex
Molecular function (GO): ubiquitin protein ligase binding; tumor necrosis factor receptor binding; zinc ion binding
Source: RefSeq, a predicted model, not a curated record
AGAUUUUUAUCUUUACUUCAUCUUCCAGACUUUUCAACUUCCUGUUCCUUCCUGGCAAAGUGAGUCAGAAAUUGGACAGAGGCUGAAAUGAGAUUUAGCUGGUAUGAGAAUAGCGGACUAAAGUCUCCUCAAUGAUACUGUGGAGUUCCUGUCAGAUGCUCCUUUGACAAGUUGUGGCAGUUUAAAGAUUGCGGCUAUGGAUGUGUGAAAAAGCAAAGUUGCCGACCAAAAGAGGCUUUAAAAGUGUCAAUUUUGUAUUUGUGAAAUGGCAGAUGCCAAAUGUUUUCCUUAAUGCUUAUCUUCCAUCAAAAAGUCAGAGGGCCUGAUGUUUGGAUCCUUGCAGAAUGUUUAGAUACAUGUAUCGAAUAUUAAAUUUGAAAAUUAAAAAACUCUCCCCCCUUCAGGUUUUUAGCAUUUUUUUUUCCAUUAUAGCUUGUGCCCAUUUCCAUCUUACUUUGCCAGGAGAUUUCACAUAAUUUAUUUGCUUCUUUGUCACUCAGCUCCUGCUCCUUUUUUAGUCUGACUUCAUCCUCUUUUCUCUCCUCGCUCUCUUGUCCUUUCCUUAAUUCGCAAUGUCAGUCAUCGGUGUAUUUUUUUGCCGCGCCCUCCUUGAGACACUCUUGCGCUGAAGGUUGAUGCUGAGGCUUUACCCCAACAUCGGAUGUCACUCUUCGGAGCCGUGUAACUCAGGCCACAGAACAUAUAACAAAUGAUGAUGCAGUUCAGCACUGGCUCUUGCUUUUAAGACAGACUGUUGCUACUUGCAAUAUUUACCCCGAUGACAAGAUGUCAGAGGAGAUCAUGUCACUGGCUGUCCGCUGCUCUUUCUACAAGGACGGCUGCAAGUGGAUGGAUAAGCUGAAAAUACUCAAGCCCCACCUGGAGUCCUGUGCAUACAACAUGGCCGCCUGCACAGACUGCUCGGCAAUGGUUGCUAGGAACCAUUUGAAGGAUCACAGGCAGUUUGACUGUCCCAAGAGAAAUUCAACCUGUGAGUUCUGUGGCGGCCAGUUUCCAGGACAGAGAAUGGAUCACCACACAGGGCGUUGUCAGCUGGAAGUCGUCUUCUGUGAGAACAAGUGUGGGGCACAGCUGCAGCGGCGAUACAUCAACUCCCACAUGAUGAACGAAUGUCCCAAGAGACAGGUCCCCUGCAAGUACUGCGCCAAGGAAUUCAUUUUUGACACAUUGCAGAGCCAUCUCCAUCAGUGUCCCCGGUACCCUGUCUGUUGCCCAAACCGCUGCGACUCGGCUAAGAUAGCCAGGGAAGAAGUUGACAAGCACAUUAAGGAUUCCUGCCCCUCCUCCAUGGCAAGCUGCCCAUUUGUCCAGCACGGAUGCAAACACAGAGGUCCGAGGUACUCCAUGGAAAGACAUCUUAAUGAGAACACUAAGGAACACCUGGGUCUGAUGUGUCAUGUUGUCCGCCGCCAACAGAAACAAAUCCACGACCUGCGGGCACAGCUGGACACUCUGUCGUUGAGCAUGGAUGGCACGCUGCUGUGGAAGAUCACCGACUAUGCCGCCCGCUUUGCCAAAUCCAAAUUGGAGGACGAAUAUGAGCUGCGGAGCCCUGUUUUCGCCACCAGCCGCAAUGGCUACCGGCUGCAGGUCUCGGCCUUCCCAAAUGGGAACGGAUCCGGGGAGGGCACCCACCUGUCGGUGUACAUCCGGACGGUCAGUGGGGAGAAUGAUGCCCUCCUGCGCUGGCCCUUCACCCACCCGAUAUCCUUCACUCUCCUAGACCAGGCUGAAGAUGGCCAGAAACCAUCCCACGUCAAGGAGUGCUUCACGCCGGACCCCACCUGGAAGAACUUCCAGAGGCCCAGCCGUGAUGUCUACACGCUGGGCUACGGCUACCCGACGUUCGUCUCACACACCUUCCUCAAGACAAAACACUACAUCAAGAACGACACGAUGUUCAUCAAGGUGGAGGUGGAUUGCUCCAAGAUCAACAACAUCAUCUGAACAAAAGCAACAGAGUCCAGUCACUGACUAAACCAUCCCUGGUUGCUAUGGCAACAGACAAAACCAUGGCAAUGAUUGCCUGAAGUUUAUACCACUGAAAAUCUGCAGUGCUGUCUGAUUUUUGUGUUUGGAUGAACAAUCAUUCUGGAGGGAAUGUCAGGAGCAGAGAAAGUUUGAACAACUGCUGGUACAAAAGGUUACCAAAUUUUUACAGUCCCCAAUUCUUCAUCCAAGAUACCUCACAUUUAAAAAGAAAUGAAUCAAAUGUACUCACUUUUGUUGAACAUUUUUGUGCGUGCAUGUACAUACAAAAAUUGAACAGAUAUCUUAGUGUUUUUUGUAUUUGACAACUUUGUUUGUGGCCUCAAGACUUUUCAGACAUUAUGUACAUGUACAAAUAUUUGUCAGUUUUCACUUGAAGAGAAAAAAAAGCUUAACAUUUACUUUGUGUUUUCUUUCAUAUAUAUAUGUAUACAGAAUACCACCUAUACAUGUAAGCUGCAUUCUUCCAUAAAGUUUAAGUGUAAAUAUUAUUUUGUCUGUGGUUUAUGAUACAAAAUGUAACUGAUAUCAAGUUCCAGGUUAUUAAUUGCCGGAGAUGCAGAGGUUGUGAUGCCAAAGCAUCCUUACAUGUACCUCUUGAGUCUCUCCAAUUCUGAAGGGACUCAGAAUGCAAGUACUGACCAAGAUGUCCUUGUAUGGCUUCUUGAGGGUGCCACACGCACCAAUACACCAGAGCUGCGUAUCGAGAGAUUUUGUGACAACUUUGGAGUAGAAGCCAUCUUGGUUCCAAAGUCUGCCACGUGCACCCCAAUGGACAUAAAUGCAUGCGCGAAACAAUCAACAGUCCAACUUUGAUCUGUUGCAUAACAUUUUUGUCAUCAAUUUGUGCAGCAGCAGGGUCAAUAGCCUUCCAUUUGGGAAACAAAAUGGCUUCAUACUCUGACCUCACGUCACAACUGUAUGUAGUCAGCUAGAAACGAGCCAGUGGGAGUAGGGUCCAAGAUGGACAUGUAAAAUUUGCCUACACUGUGUAUUUUGGCCCCCAGAGAUGGCACAAAGAAUGGUGACCCCUGGGAACCAGUUUGACACAUGGUGUUGGGAGGGGGGAGCAAGAGGGGACAUUCCCCUCACCAGAAAAAGGGAGAGGGGGAGAAAAGAUAACAGGGAAGAAUAGAUGAGGAUGGAAAUUGCCACUUUCCUUGAAAAUGCCUCAGAUCUAGAAUUGACCUCCCUCCACCAUUCAGUGUUGGUCAGCCUGCCACUAACAUAUGUUUUGUCCACUCUCUGAUAGAGCCAUAUGGCCCUUCCUUGCAAAGCCCAUGGUCAAGCCACAUGGGUUGCAUUGACCAAAGAGGGCACCGUUAAACUUGAAGCUGCCAGAAAAAUAUUUUCAGUUAAACAUCCAAUUCCUUCAUCUCCUAGCUAUCGCUGAUGUAGUAUGAGUGCCCAGUUUCUCUAACAACAAGAUGGAAGUGACUCUGGGUAUUCGUACGAUAUUUUGUCCAUCAUCAAACAGGAAGUUAAAUGUGAGAAGUCAGAAUCAGUAUUAACCACCGAUGCACUUUUGUAAUUUCAAGCUUAUUUUUUUCAGCACUUUAAAGAAGAAAAAAAAAACACCACUGAAAUUAAAAGACACUUAAUAUGUCCAGCUUUCCUCACGAAAUUGUGUUUACACAGGUACAUCGGGACGUUUGAGGAGUUAUGCCAAAAGAUUCAAGCUUACUGUGUGGGAAAAUAACUAUUAAGAGUAUAAAUGUGUAUAUUUGUAAAUUUGAUACAAUGUAUAUUUAUCACGACUUCCAUAAAUCAGUGUUAACAUUGUAGAUACAUAAUGUACUUUUCUUCGAUUUCAUUGUGAAAGAAGACAAUUUCAUUUUCACUUAUACCGAUAUGAUACGUAAGCCAGAUGAUGUUUAUGUUACUUACAUAGUAUGGGCAUUCCUUGGUUUUCGUACAGUUAAGGCAACCCGAAGAAAACACUUAUUUUUCUUGCACAGUGAACACGUGCUUUAAGCUGGAUUUUUGUCGAUGGGUUUCCUUGACUGUUCCUCUUCAUUUUGUGGCAGAUUUCCCUGACUCCCCAGAAACCACUAAAACUGGGACAGAGAGAGGAGCUAUUUUUGGACUGAGCUAAGUCCGUGCACAAUUCACAUAACCUCAAUUGCAAUGACCUCUUUUCGAUCAGGUCCACCCAAGGUAUGCAACUCACUUUAAUACCUGGGUUACAGAGAUGCCCAAGAUAGACAGGCCCAGCUCACAACUGUGGUCAAAUUGAUUUCUUGCUUAUACAAGGGUCUCCUAUGUGCGUACAAAAUAGAGGAGACAGAUUCUGCAGUCGGAAUUGUUUUUUACUUCUGUAGUAUCUCAUCCCAUGGUGUGUAUGAAAGAAAAGAUCCAACUUUGGGCACUUGGAUUUUCUUUGACAAGCGGGUUAGAAAAAAAUAUGGCAGAGUUGGGCCAUUCUGGUUGGUUGCAGUGUAAGCCUGAUGAACAGAAUGCCACAAGAACACAUUUUGAGCAUUCUGUCAGAUGAUAUAUGAUGCUCAUUGUUGAUGAGAGUUUUCUUUUCUCUAUGGGUGCAUUUUACGUUUUUCUGAAAGGAACCGAAGACCACCAUUGCUCAAGAAAAUACCAACUCUCCAAUCAAGUUAAUCAACCAACAUUUGGUUACAAACACCAUAAUGCACCUCAGAUUCUGUUUCUGUUGUGCUAGUGGAACGAAAACAAAUGUACUCGUUAAAAGUGGAAUCUAUGCGACAGGAGUCAAUGGUGACAGUAGUUUUUAACAGGCUGUGUGAAAGCUUAACAUCUUCCAGUAUAAAAGAAUGUUGUUCUGAAAAAUAAAUUUGAUUCAUUGACUGGGUCGUCUAA